Molecule: messenger RNA, 3558 nt
Organism: Rubroshorea leprosula
Lineage: Eukaryota; Viridiplantae; Streptophyta; Magnoliopsida; Malvales; Dipterocarpaceae
Source: the annotation of a GenBank genome assembly
GGGACGAAUCCAACAGGAGGUGGGAGGUUAUGGCAAGAGAAUUUACAAUCAGGCAAUUCCCUUCUUCUUCACAAACUUUCCAGAGGAAUGGUCGUUUGAGCAGAUGUGGCUCACUUUCAAUAGAAUAGGCCAUGGAAGGGUGCUGGAGAUCGAUUGUCCGGCAAAGAGGGGCAAGAUGGGUAGACGUUUUAGUUUUGUUCGAUUCCUAGAUGUGAGGAAUGAAGGUGAACUAGAAAGAAGAUUAAAUGAAUUCGAGGCUGGUAACUGGAGACAACAAAGCAUUAAUGGUAAUGAUAGAAGACCAUCAUAUGCUCAGGUAGUAAAAACAGACAACAGUAGGAUGGACGAAAGACCCAAUAAUGAAAGAAGGAAAGAAGGAAGAGUACAGAGGUUUGGAAGCAACAAUGCCAGUAUCUACGGAAACCAGCAAAGGGAAUGGAAGCCAAAACACCAGCAGCAUCAAUGGUCAGGCAUGGAGUUGAACUUCGAUCUAGAAGAAUAUGCUUGGCUGGAAAAAUGUUUUGUAGGCACAGUGCAUUUAGUGAACCUGAUACCCAAUUUGCAAGAGAAAUUCUUCAUGGAAGGAGUAUUCUUCUGCAACAUUAGAUCAAUGGGAGGUAGAUUAGUGUUAUUAGAAGGCAAGGAUCAUGAAGAUUUGAAGGAGUUGGUUGAUAGUGGAAAAGACUGGUUGGGGAACUGGUUUGAAGACGUGAAGCCGUGGACUCCUACUCUGGUAGCAAUGGAGAGGUUCACUUGGAUCCAGUGCCAAGGACUCCCAGUGCACGCUUGGAAAUCGAAGACCUUCCAAUCAUUUGGAAGAUUAUGGGGAACCUUUAUAACUCUAGAUGAUAGCACCAUCAACAAGAAAAGAUUUGAUGUAGCAAGAUUCUUAAUCACCACACCAUCCACAGCAUCUAUAUCCAAGUCUAUCACAGUGAAGAUCAAUGGCGAAUUCUUCACACUCAAGAGAGAAGACAUCUGUGAUACAGAAAUUGAAAGAGUUGGAAUGCCGCGACAGAGAGAAAAUGGAAGAAAAGAAACACAGAAAAGGAGACCAGAUUUGAAGCAAUGGGGGUUAACGAGGUCACUGUCAGAUAAUUGCCCAAUACUGGUGAAGGAUGAAGCAUGUAAUUGGGGCCCAAAACCCUUCAAAUUUUAUAAUGUGUGGUUGCUAGAUCCAGCAUUUAGAGAAAUGAUAGAGAAACAAUGGGACAGCUUUAACAUCCAAGGGUGGGGAGGUUUUGUGCUCGAAGAAAAGAUGAAACUAUUGAAAAAUAGUAUGAAGGUCUGGACUCGAAAUCAUGUACAGGUGGUUGACAAACAAAUUGAGGAAGCAAAAGAGACAAUAGCCAAACUUGAUUGUAAAAGGGAAGUACAGCAGCUAAGUGAGGAGGAAGGCAUCCUCAAGAGGGAUCUAAUGCUAACUCUAUGGGAAAAUAUUCAAACAAAAGAAGAAAUGGCAAGACAAAAAUCAAGGAUGACGUGGAUGAAGGAAGGAGAUGCUAAUACAAGCUUCUUCCACCUGUGCAUCAAAAAUAGAUGGAGAAGGAACGAAAUUAACUCCCUAGUGGUCAACGAAAAGGUGUCGCAAGAAGUCAAUGAGUUGAAACAAGGAGUGGCUAACUACUUCAAGAAUUUAUUUGCAAAGGAUGACUGGAAAAGGCCAGUCUUGGAAGGCAUGGAAUUUAACAAAAUUUUUGAAGCAGAAAAGGAGUUUUUAACUGAACCAUUUCUUGAAUCAGAGGUCAAAGCAGUUGUAUGGAACUGUGACAAUGCAAAAGCCCCGGGUCUGGAUGGUCUGAGCUUUGGGUUUUUGAAAACAGAAUGGGAAGUGGUUAAAAAUGAUAUAUUGAAGUUUCUAGCGGACUUCCAUAUCAACAGUUGCAUGUACAAAAUCCUCGCUAAAAUCCUGGCCAACAGAUUGAGUAAAGUGUUGAAUGGACUCAUAGGUGAACAACAAUCAGCAUUCAUUGGAGGGAGACAACUGGUUGAUGGAGUUGUCAUUGCAAAUGAGACGAUAGAUGAAAUUAGAAAGAAAAAAUUGAGCUGUUUCCUUUUCAAGGCCGACUUUGAGAAGGCUUACGACAAUGUCAGCUGGGAAUUCUUAGAUUAUAUGUUGGAUAGGAUGAAUUUUGGCUUGGUAUGGAGGGGAUGGAUUCGAGAAUGCCUGCAAACAAACUCGAUAUCUGUUUUUCUCAAUGGUAGUCCAACAAAAGAGUUUACUAUGCGCAGGGGGUUAAGACAAGGGGAUCCCUUAGCUCCUUUCCUGUUCCUUAUUGUUGCGGAAGGGCUCAAUGGUAUCAUCUCAUCAGCAGUUGAAAAAGCACUUUUUGAAGGGGUCCAAAUUGGAAGAGGCGAUUUGAGGAUUUCUCACUUGCAGUUUGUGGAUGACACCUUAUUAAUGGGGAAAGCAAUAGAGGAAAAUAUAUGGACCACAAAAUGUAUUAUGCGGGCCUUCGAACUAGUUUCCGGGUUGAAAAUAAACUAUGGGAAAAGUUCCUUGAUUGGAAUCAAUGUCGAUGAUCUAUGGGAGAAGGAAAUGACAUGUCUAUUGAAUUGCAAAUCAGGAUCUCUACCUUGUAAGUAUCUGGGUAUCCCUUUGGGAGUAGACCUUAGAAGAAUAGCUACAUUGAAGCCACUUAUCGAUACCUUCAAAAGAAAAUUGUCUUCAUGGAGAAGGCGAUUCCUAUCCCUUGGAGGAAGAAUAACUCUCAUUAAUGCUGUGCUGACCAGCCUACUGGUGUUCAUUAUGUCCUUCUAUCUCCUCCCAAAGAGCGUCACAGGUGAAAAUCACAACGUGAAAGACAUGGGAAAUUGGAUAAAUGGAAGCUGGCAAUGGAAUUUAUUAUGGAAGCGCCAAUUGCGUACGUGGGAGGAAGACUUGGAAACAGAUCUUCUGGAGAUGCUCAGGACAACUCACCCAAUUCAAGAUAAAGAAGACCAAUGGUGGUGGCAAUCGGAUCCCUCUGGAAACUACACAUCUAAGUCGGCUUAUUCUCAUCUUUUAAAGGGCGACACCAGGACUAUGUUUGACUUCAAAAGGCUGUGGAAGGCCUCCAUUCCAUCUAAACUUAUGGAUGAAAUGCUACAAGUGGUGGGGCAAGAAAUAUGUGUUAGGAAAUUCAUUUAUGAUGGUUCUGGAACAACACAAGUGGAUUGGGGGCCCAAAAUCACUAGAUUAGAUAAAGGAUGGAACCUUAUUUGGUUUGCAGUAGUAUGGACACUAUGGCUGGGCAAGAAUGACAAGAUUUUCAAAGCCAAGGAAGCAAAGGCUGACUACUUUUUUCAACUAGUUCAAACUCGAUAUUUUUACUGGGCAAAAAAUAUCGCAGGUCUGGAUGGAUUCUCCUUAACAAACUGGUGCGAGAAUCCAAUUAAAUGUUUAAAGACCAAAGCCAAAGAGAAAGAUAGAGUAUGAACUGGAUUAUCUGGAACUUUACGUUUGUGACGUCUUUGUACAGAAGCCAGUGAAAAACAAACUUUGUAAUCAACUGUUUUUGUAAGUAAAGGGUUGGAAUACCCCCUGUAUUCCAAAAUUAAUAAAUACUUUUGCCUUUC